UUAGUCAGUACUGACGUCCGUGGUCGUCCUUAUUGGAUUUUAACAUCGCAUACCCAACUACGCAAGGUUACAAUUUUUCUCACUUCACCUUCAGAAAUUUAUAAAUUAAUAUCAAAAUUUCGAGAUUUUUUUGUAUUUUACAUCAAACUAUGGCCAAGUACAAGGUUGUGAUGGUCAGACAUGGCGAAAGCGAGUGGAAUCAAAAAAACUUAUUCUGUGGGUGGUAUGAUGCUUCAUUGAGUUGCAAAGGCGAAGAAGAAGCUGCGAGUGCAGGUAAAGCUUUGAAACAAGGAAAUUACAAAUUUGAUGUGGCUCAUACAUCUGUAUUAAAAAGGGCUCAAAAUACUCUGGGUGCAAUAUUGAAGGAGCUUGGCCAAGAAGACAUUCCAAUAUCAAAAACUUGGCGUUUGAAUGAAAGACAUUAUGGUGGUCUCACUGGGCUUAAUAAAGCCGAGACUGCAGCUAAAUAUGGUGAAGAACAGGUACAAAUAUGGAGACGUAGUUUUGAUACUCCACCACCUCCAAUGGAUAAAGAGCAUGCUUACUAUGAUCAAAUUGUAAAUGAUUGUCGCUACAAAGAUGAACCUUCCAAGGAUGAAUUUCCAAUGUUUGAAUCUUUAAAAUUAACAAUUCAAAGGACAUUGCCUUAUUGGAAUGAUGUAAUCAUUCCUCAAUUAAAAGAAGGAAAACAAAUUUUGAUAGCUGCACAUGGAAACAGUCUUAGAGGCAUAGUUAAACAUUUAGAUGAUUUGUCAGAAGAACAAAUUAUGAACCUCAACUUACCAACUGGUAUACCAUUCGAAUAUGAAUUGGAUGAACACUUUAAACCAGUCGUCUCAAUGAAAUUUUUGGGUGAUGAGGAAACAGUUAAAAAGGCAAUUGCAGCUGUUGCAGCUCAAGGCAAGGCAAAAUAAUCAGAAAAAUUAACAAAAAUAUCUCAUUUAUAAAUGAUUAAAUACUAAUUAGCAGCAUUAUAAAUUGUAAAGUAUAUUGUUUACAAUAUUAUGUUAAAUUAUUCAUACAUUUUAGAAUAGAUCAAUAAAUCUUUCCAGAGUUUGAAUUAAA
Sipha flava (yellow sugarcane aphid) is the source of this 1065-nucleotide messenger RNA. RefSeq names its product phosphoglycerate mutase 1. Gene Ontology annotation, molecular function: intramolecular phosphotransferase activity. The record is from RefSeq and is a predicted model, not a curated record. NCBI's taxonomy places the organism in Eukaryota, Metazoa, Arthropoda, Insecta, Hemiptera, Aphididae. Bases 150 to 914 code for a protein of 254 amino acids. Gene Ontology annotation, biological process: glycolytic process. The transcript has 4 exons.